Molecule: messenger RNA, 5537 nt
Organism: Liolophura sinensis
Lineage: Eukaryota; Metazoa; Mollusca; Polyplacophora; Chitonida; Chitonidae
Product: bridge-like lipid transfer protein family member 3B
Source: RefSeq, a predicted model, not a curated record
CUGGCUCAAAUGUCAGUUUGUACCAUUCUAAACCUGAUGUCUCUGUGAGGACGAAAGCCUUAUCACCACCUGCCUAUGUUAACUACGGUGUAGGAGUGGAGAGAAACUUUGUUAUAGAUGAAUCCAUGCGUCCACGUUGUGUAGUUGGUGAUGACGCCGGCUGGUAGUGACCCGUUGGCAGCACUCGAAAUGACACAGUUUCUGAACAGUUUCUAGGGUGAUGCCGGUGAUAUUUGUGAUCUUUAACCUACAAUAUGGCAUCACUUAUCAAGAACCAGAUCUUAAAACAUUUGUCUAAAUUUACCAAGAAUCUGUCUCCAGAUAAGAUCAAUCUGAGCACAUUGAAAGGUGAGGGAGAACUGUCUAACCUUGAGUUAGAUGAGUCUGUCCUGACUGAGUUACUGGAGCUACCCACCUGGCUGAAGUUAACUAAGGCUGUUUGUAACAGAGUUUCCAUCAAGAUUCAAUGGACGAAACUUAAAUCUCAACCAAUAUGGCUGUUGCUGGAUGAGGUGUUGCUGGAGGUGGAGACAUGUGAGACACCUCGCCCCUACAAUAGUCCUUCAGAACAGGCCUCCUACAGAUCUGGAGGGAAAUAUGGCUUCAGUGAUAAAGUGAUAGAUGGAAUGAGCGUGGCUAUCAACUCUGUGAACGUAAACUUCCGCUCAAAAACCUUUGCGGCCUCCUUGCAGUUGUCUCGGGUGCAAGUGUACAGUGUAAACCCUAACUGGCAGAAAGUCACAGAUCUGCGGACGACGCGCAUCAAGGACCUGGAAAAAGGAGAAAUCUUGGUGUUCAAGGAGGUGGACUGGCAAACCACUCGAAUUGAGGCCAACGGCAUCAACAUCUCUGACCCAUCUAUCUCCAGUACACCUCUACGACUGAUCGCCAACCAAUCAAAGAUCAGGAUAACUCUCAAGAAAAAACUUCAUGAUUGUAGUGUGGUAUCGUCUCGAGUGAUCUUUCUGUUGGAUGAUCUGUUAUGGGUUCUCACAGACACUCAGCUGAAGGCAGCCAUCCUCUACUCAAGGUCUCUACAAGAAGCUAUAGAGAAAUCUUCAGAGCAGAGCAAAAAACUAGCUGCUGAAAAACUUAAGAAACAAGGUCAUAUUGGCCCUACUGCCGAUCAACUGCGCCAUCAACUGCGACAACAACAAAGCACUCCAGCCACACCCAUUGCCCGAUUCUUCGCCAAAUAUGAUGUCAUAUCAACCUCGUAUCAUCUCAUAUCAAGCCGUAUCGACCUCCAUCUGUGUGAUGACACUGUUCCUGGCGAGAGUUAUAAGCGAGCUGUAGAAGGAGGAGCCAUGCAGAUCACACCAGAACUGUCCUUAGAUUAUUACCCAUACCACCCUGCAGAUGCCUCACUCAUUAUGUCCCGCGGUGGAGAGCGCAAGAGUUGGCACCGUUAUGCUGACAACCUGGGCUCACGCAACCAUUGGGUGCAGCAACUCUUCUCAGUGUUUAAGGAAGAUGUCCGAUUGUCAAAAGAAACUUGUUCCUUGAAAACACAGCAAAGUGUGGAUUUGCAGGCACAACAUCAAAGGCAAGGAUCUCCAUCAUUUUCUGAUGCCGAUGGCCACGGUUCUGGCAAGACUCUUCAGAAGACUGAUAGCAAAACUUUGUUAGCUCCUCCACCAGGUCAUGGACAUAGAUCCAGGGCAGAGAGCGGAGGACAGAGGGCAGAGGUGAAAGGUCACAGAGCAGAGCAAGGGGGUCAUAGGGGACACCAAGAUCAAAAACCAGAGGACAAAGGUCACAGAGUUGAACAAGGAAUUCACAAAGAGCAGCAAGGUCAUAGACCAGAAAGUGGAGGUCAAAAGUCUCAAUCUGCACCCGGUUAUGAUGAUCAGAGGAUGUACAGUGGUCGCAACCAGAAACAAACUAAACUGUUGGAAAGCUGUUUUGUGCUAAAAGUUGAGGAGUUCACAAUCUUUCAGGUGUCUAUGCCUAACAACCGAAAGGGCACGGUGAAGAAGUUUCUGUGUUCAGACAAGAAGCAGUUGCACCUACCUCCUGAGAUGUCUGUGGUACAGCUGGAGUUCACUGAAUACUUUUUCACAGAGGGCAUUGAUUACCCAGUGCCGCACCCUAACUUGUACAUCCUGAUCAACCCUGUUAGGCUGACUGUCCACUACAACACAGUGCUCUGGGCCAAUUACUUUUUCCUCAACCUGGCCAAAGGGAUUAAGCUAGAUGAAGAGGACUCAGGCGGACCUCAAACCCAUGUGGACAUUAAAAUGGAGGCUGUCAUGCCGCGGCUGAUCAUCCCUUCAGAGAAUCGCGUGGCAGGACAGCUGGAUAGGCCCGACGCCCUUCAGGCACAAGUAUCCCGAUUGACUGCCACAAACUGCCGUGUGGAAAACAAGAGUUUGAGGACAGACUUAAAAAAAUUGCUCAAUACCUUUAAUACUGCUUCUCUGUUUUCUCAGACGGAUUUUCCCAACGAUCAAAACAGCUUUGUGACCAUUCCGCAGCAAUUCUGUGAUCAUGCAGCCAAUCAGGACAACCCAUACAUUGAUCGCGCCACCAAGACACUGUUACGCGGGGAGUCUGUUGACGCAAACACACGCCUCCAUGUUGGGACUCUUCUCCAGGACAAGGCUUUUGACAUCUGGUCAGUUGCCAUGGACCAGAUAUGGGUGGAGUUCACGGGGGUUCCCAGUUCCCCAGAGCGCCCCGUCCCCUGCCUCGAGUCCAUCCCCCUGACUCUGUGGUUCUGUAAUCCCCUGGCUAUGAGGCAGGCUGGUGAGGGCCAGUCAGAAGCUAGGACACAAACCUCAGAGAGGCGUUCAGAUGACCUUCACACCAGAAGGUCACCACUGCAUAGGAAAGAGCAUGGUGAGCUGGACAGGACUCGAGCUAGUAAAAAACUGCUCCGUCAACAUUACACAGUGACGGAAGACGCGGAUUAUGUGAUUGAUCCCAUGUACCAUAGUCCUAACAGUUUGUUAGAUUUUGACGAUGACCCUGACAUUAGGAACCAUAUCAGCUGUGGAAAUAUAGGGGAUGCAACCAAAGACAGCAGUGGCCGGUCUCUCCAGUUAGCAGAUUUCUAUGUGCUGCUCAACUUUGGCGGGAAAGUACGUGCACAAAUCAACCAUUAUCAGUACUUGUUCAUGAUGCGCCUGCUGGACUCGUAUGCUGACUUCCAGAAGCGCCUCAUCAGCGACAUGGAGCAUCUAAUGCCUGGCUCAUCCUCCUCUACCACUAAGUUGUGUGCCUCCCUAGUGCUCCAGGAGGCAGAGUUGGCCAUGGUGUGCCCAGCAGUGCCCCAGCCCUCUGUCACUCCCUCCAGUCUAACAUACAGCAGCCCACUCACCAUGGUGGCUGGCCUGGCCCGUCUCGGGGAAAGCAUGGAUUCACGUCGGGGAACCGUGGAGCUUCAGGUGCCUAGCAGGGAUCUCACAGAUGAUUCUGGGUCAGCAACAAGUGCCACAGGUACUCACCAGCUAGGUACUAGUCCCUCCAGGUUGACCAGUACCUCGUCAGCAGGUCACGGCCCUGCUGGGCGUCUGGGCCCGGGUCACUCAGAGGGGAGCGCCCGCAGCAGCGACAUGGGGUCUGAGUCAGGGGGCACUUGCCCAAUGCCUCUGAGUGGAGAGUGUACAGGAAGACAGCGCCCUCCGUUCAAGAGAACCUCGUCAGCGGCUGAGGUAAAGAAGUCUCUGACGAGCGCUUGGACGGCUUUCUCUGACAAGUUAAAGUCCCGCAGUGACCUGUCUGACGACUCCUCAUCUGUGUAUUCAGAGGAUUACGACAGCAUGUCCAUCAACACCGAGAUGUCCUCUGAUGAUGAUUUCGAGUUCAUGGGCCUAGAGGAUGGUGCAGAAGCCCCGGCCUUUGAGCAUCACGGGACGAUUGGUCUGCCCCCAGAGGCACCGUCUGUCUCGGAGACCGCCAGCGUGACGACGGAAGAUAUGGCCAUGACGGGAGUGAGUCGGGAUCUGCUGCUGGCAGAGAAAGCCAAGGAACAUGUAUCUGUGGUCGUGUUCAAGCUGACGUCUACAGAAGUCUUGAUACAGAGUCUGGGGCCAGACAUCACAGUACGCAGCCAGUUUCAACAUCUCGGAGUUCAUGAAAGCGGCAACAUUGUCUACGAGGAUUUCUACAAUCGCUUUUCAACUGCUGCAGGUUAUGUGCCUGUGAGUGAGGAAUAUACUCCUCACCCCCCAAUCUGCCUGAAGUACAUGGCUGGCCCCGCGGUGGGGGAAGCUGGCUUUCUGGACCUCAGGUGUCAAGGGUUGGACCUUCAUUUCCUCAUGUCCAGUGUUGGCCACCUUACUGACCUUAUCGAGGACGAGAUCCUACCCAAACCUAUGCCCAUGAGUAUUCAGGUCAUUGACUUAGGGAUACACUUAAAGGAGGACCGACCGCCAAGUAACUUUACAAACCCAGGAACUGUGCCAGUCAAUGUACAAAUAGCCCAUCUGACAAUAACAAGGGGAGAUAAUGGCAUCUUUCAUAUAAGAGGUGAGCCGUUGCCUUGGAUAACAGCGUCUAGUCACAGCUUGGCAGUGGCAGGGGACAAGCUGACGGCAGCACUGAACCAGAUUCCAGACGUCUGCCUGAAUGAGCGAUUGUCUGGCAGAUCAAUCUCACCUAUGGACUUUCCUUUGUCAGACAAUAACUUUAAACUGCAAGUAGAGAGAUUGACACAGCAGAACCUGCAGCUUAAUGAGCAGCUUAGCGCAGCACUGACGCAGCUAACGACACUGGAGGAGCUGAAGACAGAGAACCAAACCCUACGCACACAAAUGAAGAAAAUAGCCAACCUGAAUCCUAACAAUGGCUGGCUGGAUAUGGAGAAGGGAGGUAGCUCUGUCAGCCAGUCACUUCAAGAGGAAAACAACAAUCUUAUUGAGAGAAUAUCCUACUUGGAGGAUGAACUGAAAAACUCUUUGAAGGAGAAAGAUUCUCUUGUUGCAACUUUACGACUGUUGCAGGAGGAAUUAUUGAGAUCAGAGUCAAAGAGAAGUACGGGGAAUGCGACAUCUGCUCGACAACGGUCUCCACGACGAUGAUGGUUAAAUCAACCUUAGAUACUUAAUUACCUGUAGUUUCCAAAGUGUCAAAGAUUUAUUCUGGUCAAAUAUCUUCACUUCGAAAUAGGAAAGUAUUCUUUUGUCAUACAAGUCCUGUAUGAAAUAGGUGACCCGUAUUAAAUUUAUCAUUUCUUCAAUAAGUGAAUUGAGCCAAAGUAUUGAGUCAUGGAUGAAUAUAUCAUUUAUUUUUUUAUACAUUAGGUUUUAAACACUUGCAUAUUGACCACUUAUGUGAUAUUCAUGUAUCCUUCUCAUCCUUGGUAUGUUCUGUUUUUUGAUUGGUUGCUUUGACUGCACAAAUUUUGCAAUUGGUCUUCCCUGGUUUCAUUAUAAUACUUAAGGUCUCGUUUUAACAUAAUUGGGGAGGUUGAAUUCCAUUAUUUAGAACAAUUCUGAUGCAAUAAUUUCUACUUAGGUUAUUAUGUUUUUAAUUUGUCCUUAUAUAUUUCUUUUGGCAGAUUUGAUGUAUAAUUGUACUUAUGUAUUGAAAUA